Hylaeus volcanicus is the source of this 1805-nucleotide messenger RNA. Its product is annotated as putative nuclease HARBI1. The record is from RefSeq and is a predicted model, not a curated record. The transcript is spliced from 4 exons. NCBI's taxonomy places the organism in Eukaryota, Metazoa, Arthropoda, Insecta, Hymenoptera, Colletidae. The coding region runs from base 503 to 1255 and encodes 250 amino acids.
AGUAAUUGACGAUCGUGCAGCGAAAUUGAGCAGUAUACCUGUACAACCUGUCCGCCUUCUAGGCGGAUCGUUCGACAACGUGUCGAUCCAUUUGAGAUACCGGAUGAUCAGUUUAUAAAAUUAUACUGACUAAAUAAAUGUAUGGUUACCGACGUUAUAAAUAUCGUCGAAGAAUUUGGGGAAUCAGUCUCUCGGACGUCAGCAUUACACUCUCAGACAAAGAUAAUUAUAUCAUAUUAAUGCUUUGUCCACAUGUAUAGCGUUUACGAAAACAAUAGUCUGAUCGAUAAAUAAAAUGUCGCACAUUAUUACUAUAGUCUUUCUUUGAUGUCUAUAAAAAUUCAAUACGUUUGUAGGUAUUAACAGCAUUGCAAUUCUUUGCGCAAGGAAGCUACCAAUCAGACGUUGGACAUAACAUUUACACUUCCAUUAGCCAACCAUUCGUCAGUAGAUGCAUUCAUAGUGUCAUAGAUGCUCUAAAUCAGCAACACGUGCAAAAUGAAUGGUUAAAGUUCCCGAGAAAUAUACAGGAACUGCAAACUCUCAGACAUUUUAUCAAGGGCAUGGAUUUCCCGGUGUUAUCGGAUGCAUCGAUUGUACACACGUUGCAAUCGUAGCACCUGGCAUCAAUGAUCCGGAGUAUCCAGAACAUAUAUAUGUAAAUCGUAAAGGAUAUCGUUCCAUAAAUGUUCAAUUGGUUUGUGAUCCUGAUUUAAGGAUAAUACAUGUGAAUGCACGAUUCCCUGGGAGUACGCACGAUAAUUAUAUUUUGAACAAUACCAAUAUAUUGCCAGCCCUAAAAAGUAUUAACGAAUAUCAUGGAAAUGGUUUUUAUCUUCUGGGAGAUUCAGGAUACCCAUUGAGGCCAUGGCUGCUAACCCCGAUAAACGACACUCGGCCUGGAACACCGGAAGCUGUGUACUCCGAUUGCUUAAAAAAAGCAAGAUCAUUAAUUGAACGCUACAACGGGAUAUUAAAAUUAAGAUUUCGUUGUCUUUUAAAACAUAAAGUACUGCACUACAAUCCCAAUACAGCCUCAAAAAUCAUCAACGCGUGCGUGGUAUUGCACAAUAUGUGCAUACAAAAUGGACUCCCUGCGCCUCAGCAAGAUGAAGAAAAGAAUGAGGUUGAUUUAGGAAUUUAUAAUCAUGUUCCUCAAGUUGAAGAUUUGAAUACAAAUGUAAGAAGAGCGAAUCCUGAUUUAGCAAGAGGACGAGCGCUUCAACAGCAUAUAAUUAGGUCCUUUUUUACUUAAGAAGGAGAAUAUUGUGUUCACAUAGUAUUUUUAUUUUAUAAUAUAUAAUACACCAAUAAUAUACGAAAUAUAAUACAGCAAACAUACAGAAAAAAAUAUAUAUAUUUUAUAAAAUUGUACUAUUGUAUUCAAUUCUACACCGAAAGCCUUAAUAAUAGGAUAUCAGUCAUUUUUAUAACUACUUUAUUAUUACAUUACUAUUUUAAAGUAGAUAUGUACAGACACCUUAACUUGUAUACAGAGCUGUAAAGUAAUGAUUACUUUUGUAUUCAUUACAAUUUGAAAUAAUUACAUUCGAAUUCAUCUAGUAAAUGUUUUACCUUAUACUGUUAUGAAAAAAUUAUUUGUACCUCUUUUCCAUUACAAUUGCAAUAUCUUUCCACGUUACCCAUGAGGUAAUAUUGACUAAUCACUAAGAAAAAUAUGCAUAACGUACAUAGUUUAAGUAAUUUUAAGUAAUUCUUGAGUACUUUCUUUUUAGUAAUUAUGCAAUACCUUAUUCUUAAUUUGUGAGUAAUUCAAUUACUUAUAACUACCCAGAAAGUAAUUA